CCUCUCCUCCCACCGUCUGGGGCAGUGCUGCCCUCCCGCCAAGACAGCCAAAGCUGGGGAGGCCCGGGGCCCUGUGGAGCCAGAGGGGGCGGGCCACAGCAUGUCGACAGCCCAGGGCUCCGUGAUGUCAUAGCGGGUGCUCAGGAGGGGGAGGGGGUCCGGCUGUUUUUCUGGAGAGUUAGAGCCGGAGUGAGACAAAGCCGCCGGGGCUGGGCUGGGGCCAUGGAGCUGCCGUCCCGCGUCCUGCUGUGGAAACUUGUGCUUCUGCAGAGCUCUGCUGUUCUUCUGUAUGCAGGGCCCUCGGGGCCCGCGAGCGCGGGCAGCUCCGUGGUUUCCGAGUCCAGGGUGAGCUGGGCAGCAGGCUCUGUGGCGGUGCUGCGCUGCCAGAGCCCGCGCAUGGUGUGGACCCAAGACCGGCUGCACGACCGCCAGCGCGUGGUCCACUGGGACCUCAGCGGCGGCCCGGGCGGCCCCGCGCGCCGCCUGGUGGACAUGUACUCGGCGGGCGAGCAGCGCGUGGGCGAGCAGCGCGUGUACGAGCCGCGCGACCGCGGCCGCCUCCUGCUGUCGCCCUCCGCCUUCCACGACGGCAACUUCUCGCUGCUCAUCCGCGCGGUGGAGGAGACAGACGAGGGGCUGUACACGUGCAACCUGCACCACCACUACUGCCACCUCUACGAGAGCCUGGCCAUCCGCCUCGAGGUCACCGACAGCCCCCGGGCCGCCCGCGCGUACUGGGACGGCGAGAAGGAGGUGCUGUCGGUGCGGCGCGGCGCGCCCGCGCUGCUGACCUGCGUGAACCGCGCGCACGUGUGGACCGACCGGCACCUGGAGGAGGCGCAGCAGGUGGUGCACUGGGACCGGCAGCCGCCGGGGGUGCCGCACGACCGCGCGGACCGCCUGCUCGACCUGUACGCGUCGGGCGAGCGCCGCGCCUAUGGGCCACCGUUCCUGCGUGACCGCGUGGCGGUGGAGACGGACGCCUUUGCGCGCGGCGACUUCUCGCUCCGCAUCGACCCGCUGGAGCCCGCCGAUGAGGGCACCUACUCCUGCCACCUGCACCACCACUACUGCGGCCUGCACGAGCGCCGCGUCUUCCACCUGCGAGUCACCGAGCCCGCCGCGCAGCCGCCUCCCGGGGACUCGCCGGGCAACGGCUCCAGCCACGGCGGCGCCCCGCGCCCAGACCCCACGCUGGCGCGCGGCCGCAGCGUCAUCAACGUCAUCGUGCCCGAGAGCCACGCCCACUUCUUCCAGCACCUGGGCUACGUGCUGGCCGUCCUGCUGCUGUUCAUCCUGCUGCUGACCACGGCGCUGCUGGCCGCGCGCCGGCGCCGCCGAGGUUACGAAUACUCGGACAAGAAGCCAGGGAAGCCCCGGGGGAAGGACCUGAACAUGGUGGAGUUUGCUGUGGCCACAGGGGACCAGGCUCCUUACAGGAGUGAGGACAUCCAGCUCGAUUUCAAAAACAACAUCCUGAAGGAGAGGGCUGGGCUGGCACACAGCCCCCCGCCUGCCAAGAACAUCGACUUAGACAAAGGUGAGUGGCUGGGGGGCACGUCCCCAGCCCACCCCAGAGCCCUGCCAUAUCCCAUUCUGCCCCCUCCCAGGACCCCCAAAGACAGGCACCAGCCCGCCACAUGGGCAGGAGCCCCCCCCACCCCCGUGGCUCCCAAGCUGCUGGAAGUCCUGCGGAGCAUCUGCCCUGAGCUUCCCACUGGGGAGAAGUCAGAGGACAGACGCCAGCCUGUCCGCUUGGCUUCCAGAGUUCAGGAAGGAAUACUGCAAAUAAAGUGACCCCGGGCUUCUGGCUGGGCCAGCAGCUCUGUCAACUCCUGUCUGUCCACCUCGGGGGACAUUUCCUGACCCUCAUGCAGCUCACCUGGCCCCCUUCCAGCGGCUGGUCCCGCUUUUCUGGAACUUGGCCAGGCGCAGAGGCCACCUCCACAUCCCUCUCCCAGGGACUCUGUGGCAGUGCAGCCACCGCCCCACCCAGAUCACUAGUGACUCUGCUGCACAGCCUCUGUGACGGCCCCAGGGGCUGGGGCAGGAAGACACUCUUGAAGGGGGCUCUGUCAGAACAGGCAGCCUGUGGGGAGCUGGGGUCAGCCUCAGGGCUGGCAUCCCCACCGCCACUCCUCCGGGGAGCUGCCUGCUGCCACUGAGCUCCCAAGCCCUCCCCACUGCACUGUACAUUACUCAGAGCCCCCAGGCCAUGCUCUGCUCUGCAUGGGGACCUGAGGAUCAGGGAACACCAGGACCCAGGCUAAGGCUCCUCUGUGUUGCUUUGGACCCCCGGGGGCUGCCCCAUGGCCCUCUCUGCUUUCCACUCCUGCUCCAGCUGUGCUCUCCACGAGAGCUGUCCUGACAGUCACUGGGCUCCAUGUGACUUUUGACCCUGACACCCUUCCCUUGGCUCCUUCCUGAGCUGGAGCUGGGGGCUGGGGCCGCAUUUGGCUUCUGUAUCGGCUGAGGACAGGGGAAGGGGUGAAGACAGUUCCGGGGUAGCCCGUGCUGCCACUCCUGACACCCCACAUUUGCUCCUGCUGGUGGAAUUGCUACUUUCACAAUAAAGGCCACAUCGAUUUUUAGACUUA
This is a messenger RNA of Lemur catta (Ring-tailed lemur), 2597 nucleotides long. RefSeq names its product matrix remodeling associated 8 (gene MXRA8). The transcript has 9 exons. Gene Ontology annotation, biological process: establishment of glial blood-brain barrier; cell adhesion. The record is from RefSeq and is a predicted model, not a curated record. Lineage: Eukaryota; Metazoa; Chordata; Mammalia; Primates; Lemuridae. Gene Ontology annotation, cellular component: cell surface; membrane. Bases 223 to 1797 code for a protein of 524 amino acids.